Messenger RNA from Alternaria arbusti, 2610 nucleotides. RefSeq lists its product as uncharacterized. The coding region runs from base 1 to 2610 and encodes 869 amino acids. The transcript has a single exon. Lineage: Eukaryota; Fungi; Ascomycota; Dothideomycetes; Pleosporales; Pleosporaceae. The record is from RefSeq and is a predicted model, not a curated record.
AUGAGUUACGAUCCAAGACUGGGCGCCGCAGCAUACGGUGCAACAGGCGCAAGCAGCGAUGGAGACGCAAAGAAGGGCUCGGUACGGGCGGCGAGAGAGCGGAUGCAGGCUGCGCAAAAGAGGACCCAACUCCCAGACACGUCGAAGAUCAUUGGUCUUCCCCGGCGACCAAACCAGCUCGUCAUGCAGAAUUCUCAGGAACGGAUAGAACAGUCACAGCAAGCGGCGCCUUCGGGAAGCAGAGGUGACAUUGAUUCGGGAUCGCCGUCACCACAAUGGCCACUGCCAAACAUUACUAGGGACAAAGCCGAUCCGACACCUGUCUUACCACCUCGCUCUCCAGAAAGACUGAGACCACCGCCACAGUUUGCACGCCCUGUAUCCGACGAGUUUCCUAUACAGCAGCUCUCGCCCGAUCUUCCCUCGCCGACCUCCCCAACAUCAAUAUAUCUACAUCCGAAUGCCGACACCUUCUCACCUAACUCAUUUCGAUCUUCGCGCCCAAUCACUACAUCGUCGAUAGCCUCGGACUCCUCGAUAGGCUCCAUACCCGACUUUCCUGUACCCCAACCGCCUAUGCCAAGUAUCCAACAAGCGCGACGCUUUCCAAGUCUCGGUCCACCGCCCUCUUCGCGGAGAGGGCCUUCGUCGUACUACACGCAGAUGUCGUAUGUGUCACCCAUCGUCGAGGAGUCGGAGAACAACUCCUCAAGGAUACAGUCACAACGCGGGUCCUUUGCUUCUAGCAACGUAUUCCCGACUAACAAGGAUGAUUUCUACCCCGAUGACGACCUCUACUCGGACGACGGCGAAACCAUAAACAGUCGCGAUACCAUCUCACCGACCCCGACCGACUCCGACGACCGAAGCGGCCUCGUACAGCAAUCGCCCGCCCUUCUGCGGCAGGCGAGCUUGGGCAGGAGGACUAAGCCAUCGCUGAUGACUAUCAAGUCAGUGGACAGCUUUGGAAACAAGAAGGGUGGACCUGAAGGGAAGAAGCCUGAUGGCUCUAGGCUUGGCGCGGGGGCCAUGGGCAUCGGAGCCGCAACACUCGCAGCGAGGGAUGGCAGUCCGUCGGGUAUUUCAAGACAUCCUCUCAGCAGGUCCGUCUCUAUGGACUCCAUAGACACGAUAGAGGACUUCAAGAGCAAGGCCGGAAACGUUGGGACUGCAUCACCACUCCAACAGGAAUUGCGACACCCCGGAAUGUCCGAGCGUGCUGGUAUGCGACGGCCCGCGAGGCUCGACAUGGACGCGGUCCGGGACGCUGAAGCGCGCGGCAGCUUGACGAGUCUGCCAGAUCUCAUUCGAAGAGCCACGCGCCUGGCAGCGAACCUUGAUCGCGGACGCACAGCAAGUCGGCUUGGGUUGGACUUUUGGGAAACUGGUGCUCCCGACAGGAACCAAGUUCGUCAGUCUGGAUUGUCUGAGAUGCUCGCCGCUUUCCCACCACCAGGUCAAGAAACUCCCAACCGCUCUGGCCGGGGUACCCCGAACUUCCGCAACGGCAGCAUGACGAAGUGGCCGUCAGGUGGUAACGGACGCAACGGUGCUACCGACUCUGGAUUCAGCAACGAAAAGCAGAAGCCGCGUCGAAGGUGCUGUGGUAUGCCCUUGUGGACAUUCAUCACGCUCCUCAUAGUCUUGCUUUUCGUCAUCGCUGCCGCGGUCGUCAUCCCCGUGUUCCUAGUCGUCCUACCAAACCAGAACAAGGGCGCCAAUACCUCUGCCGCUCAAGAGACUCAAGGAAGUAACAACGGGGGUAACAACAACAUGAACAAUCCCAACGCACCUGCUGCACCACUCCCCACGUCCGGGCCGGGUCAAGGGAACGACCAAUGUAGCGGUAUCAUUACCUGCCAGAACGGCGGUGUCGCCAUACUCAACGGCGACCGAUCGUGCAACUGUGUAUGCAUCAACGGCUUCACAGGAAAGACAUGUACGAACGACGAUGCUACUGGUUGCACCACGACCAGCAUCGAGGGCACUGCCAACAACGCCACGAUGGGCUCUGGUAUUCCUCGCCUGAUCGAGGUGACCGCCCCCAAGUUCAACGUUCCUUUGGAUGCCACCCGUGUCUUGUCAUUGUUCUCUCAGCUCUCGCUCAGUUGCGCAGCCGAGAACGCCCUCAUUACCUUCAAUGGUCUUGCUUCUCGUUCAAUACCUCAGCGUCUUCAUUCGAUGGACUCAAGGACCGCACUUCACCCGUCGCGUACGCUCCCAGUACUCCACCAUCCUCAUCCUGCGCAGGUCCCUGGUCAUCUAGCCAAGCGCCAAACGGUCGGCCAGGUCGACGAAGCCGAGGCUCCUAACGAACAAGCCAAAGCCCAGACGGAGGAGCUCGUAACACAGCCCAUCUCGAGCAACAUCAAUGCUCUCGACUUUGCCCGUGUGGCGGUGCUCCUUGCGCUUCAGGAAAGCAAAGACCUAGACGUGGCCGCGAGCGCACAGGAGUCCAUACAAUCCCUGCUCACAGACGACCGCAACGGGAACUCCAAUAGCGGCAGCAUUGACGUCGGCCCCUUUGAACUAGAUCUCGUCAACUUCACAAUCGAGUUCCAGAACGGCACCACGAUACGCGGACCACAGAGUACCUCAUCCCGAGCUUGA